Molecule: messenger RNA, 3558 nt
Organism: Aspergillus campestris IBT 28561
Lineage: Eukaryota; Fungi; Ascomycota; Eurotiomycetes; Eurotiales; Aspergillaceae
Product: EF hand domain protein
Exons: 1
Coding region: 115-3558 (1147 amino acids)
Cellular component (GO): cytosol; membrane; intracellular membrane-bounded organelle
Molecular function (GO): zinc ion binding; calcium ion binding
Source: RefSeq, a predicted model, not a curated record
UCGCAAUUCCACUCCAGGGUUCUCUUCUCUCAAUUCAACACCUCUCCUACCUCCUCAUGCACCCUCAAUCAUAAGGAUGUCAUUUUCCUAGCCAUUGCAGAUCAUCGCACCGCUAUGUCGGAAUCUCAAGCUCGGCCGGCUUUGUCGCGGUAUCGCCCUCUCGCCUACCUCCUGACCGGCGCCGCCGCCGCCUAUGCGAUCGUCUACAUCCACAACUACAUCCUUUCUCCCUCAUCACAUCCCGGCCUUCGUCGCCGCAGAGCUCUCCGCCGCCGCAGACGGAAUGAGCCCGACCACCCAGAAGUGACCGACACGCCGUCGUCACUGGCGAUCGCGCACCUCGAGCAGCUGGAACGCCAGAACGGAGUCUACGGCACAUUCCGCAUAGAGACUGAAGAUGGCCGGCGUGUGGAAAGCGGUCUUCUCCCGUCGCUGCUGGCGACGCGGGACCAGCUUAUGGAGGAGGUCGGCGUCCCGCCCGCCCACGCAGAGCGUAUGCGGGAGAUGAUGGAAGACACCUUCCUUGAGUCUUUCCUGGCUCUGGACUUCCCGCCGACUCAUACCCUGGAGGAGUCUAGCGACGAGCGAAACUACCUGAUGGAGCAGCUACAGCGGCGGGGGAUUUCGCAUGCGGGUAUCGAGCGGGCGCUGACUCGGUUCAACGAGGAUAGCAACUACGGCGAGGAACUGCGACGUCGUCGGCAAAAUGGCGAGAGAGUUACCCUGUCGGCGUCGACGUUCCCGGAUGAGUCUCAGCCGGCACAGAACAUGGAUGGUGCUGAGACGGUCGUGGAUGAUCAGAGUGUGCUUUCCUGGCGCGAUGGCAAUAACGAUGACUCGCCGACGCGCGAAGGGCAGAAUCUUUUGAAUCUGCUGUACCACAUCGCGGAGGAUCAGUCGAGGAAAGACGGGUACAUUCACCGCGGAGUGACGUGCAACAGCUGCGGGGCGAUGCCCAUCCAAGGGAUCCGGUAUCGCUGUGCCAACUGCAUUGAUUAUGAUCUCUGCGAGACCUGUGAGGCAAUGCAGGUGCAUAUCAAAACGCACCUGUUUUACAAGGUCCGCAUCCCGGCCCCCUUCCUCGGUAACCCUCGGCAGUCCCAGCCGGCGUGGUAUCCUGGGAAGCCCGCCAUGCUCCCGCGCAGCCUGCCCCGGUCCCUGGCCAAACGCCUGAUGAAGGAGUCUGCUUUCGAGAACACGGAGCUGGAUGCCCUCUGGGACCAGUUCCGAUGCCUGGCCAAUCACGAAUGGGCCGACGACCCGAAUAAACUCUACAUGGCGAUCGACCGGAAGACCUUCGAUCGAUGUUUCGUUCCCAACACCUCCAUCCGCCCUCCGCCGCCGAGCUUGAUCUACGAUCGCAUGUUUGCAUUCUACGACACGAAUAGCGACGGGCUGAUUGGGUUCGAGGAAUUCCUCAAGGGCCUUGCAAGCUUGAACAACAAAAGCAACGACGAAAGGUUACGCCGCGUUUUCCGGGGCUAUGAUAUCGAUGGCGACGGUUAUGUCGAGCGGAAGGAUUUCUUACGGGUGUUCCGUGCGUUCUACACGCUUAGCAGAGAGCUGACGAGAGACAUGGUCGCGGGUAUGGAGGAUGACUUCCUGGAGGGAGGUGCGCGAGAUGUAGUCCUGGGAAGUCAGCCCAUCAGCUCCGCAUUCCCCGGCAGCAUCCCCUCUGGGGAGCCGUCAAGGGCCGGAGAGGGCAAGCGAAUGACGCAGGAUGGUGACAUGGAGCUCACCGACAAUGAGGGCAUCCUACGGCCAGAUGGGACCGACACUGGUGACCGCCAUACUGUCAUUGGGGACGCCGCUGUCCGGAGUCAGUUUGGCACUUCGCGCCCGAUUUUCCCACGUCUGAGCUCCCCGCCUCGCGAUACGGCCGUUGAACAGUCAACACUGGGACCUCACGGAGCCAGUCUUUCUGAUGUCCAUGACGAUGGAAGUAGCGAUGGCACCUCGACUUCGUCUGCCGUCCCCAACCAUUGGCCCGGCGUCGAACAUAUCCGGAAUGAAGACGUGGUGACCGCUCUUGGUGCCUACGUCCCUCCUCAAGAGAUCACGGAUCCUGUGGACCGGGCUCGCGUGAGGUCCGUUGUGUUCAAUCGAAUGUUUGAAGAAGAGCAGAGACAGGCGGACGAGCUUCGCCGGCAGGGUAUCGAUGAACGGUGGCGGCGACGGUCGUUCUACACCGACGAGGAGGACGGCGGCGAUGCCCCCGAGAAUUAUCGCAGCGAUUCAAGCGCCGAUGACCUGUCAGAUGAUAAUGACGAUGGCGAAGAAGAAGACGAAGAUCACGAUACUGAUGAAGCUGUCUCCCACGACGACCACUCGCAGGGUUACGAGUCCCACCCGCCGUCUCCCCGUUCCCGAUCCUCGUCCAAGGUGCGAUUCCAGGAUGAUCUCACAGACGACUACGACGUGAGGUCCAACCCGUCGACCUCAUCGCGAAGCAUCCUAGUCGGAGAGCGAUGGGGUGGGUUCGAAGUCCCGGAGGUCGAAAAGGACGUUGGAAAGGAGAUCUUAUACCAGGUCACGCAGCAAGGGUUCAACGAGCUGCUCGAUAUCCUCUUCAAGCCCAAGGAAGACCUGCUCAUGGAAGUCCGCCGCACGCGCGCCGAGCGCAAGAUUUGGGCUCACGAGAUCGAGCUGGCGGAACAGGCGGACCCUCGCAACCAUUCGUCGCGCGAACAGAGCGACGGACUGGACAGCGAGCAGCCCAAGAGGAGCACCUAUACUGAAAGACCUCUAGGGGAGCUCCUCGACCGCGCCGGAUAUGCCAUCCGCAGUCCUUCCCCCUCUGGGGAGCUUUCCACUACCGGCCCUAUCCUGGACCCUCCCUCACCCCGGAUACGGGCUUCUUCUGAUGAUGACGACGUCAGGCCCACGCACCUCGCGCAUCCAGAAGACGACGACGAAGAUGAAGAGGACGAAGACGAAGAUGAAGACGACGGCCUAGACGACCAGCCUGAAAUCCUAGCGCCAAUCCCUCUCUCCGCUCGACCUCGCAUCAUCACAGAACACAACCGUCCCGUCUCCCCCUCCUCCUCCUACUACGAUCCGACCCUCCCUCACCACCGUCCCAACGAAGACGAACAAGAAGAGACAGCAGAGCAAACCACCACCUCCCUCCCCCAAACCUACUCAACCCCAGCAUCCCCCUCAAACCCCACCGACCUCCCCCGCACCCUCCCCCCCAACCUCACCCUCCAACCAACACCAGGAACAACCUCCUUCCCCGCCCCAUCGACCACCUCCCCCAUCCCGCCCUCCUCCCCAGAAGCCGAAGCCACCGCCCCCAAACUCUCCCCCUCCCCCAUCCAAGCCCUCCCCUCAUCAACCACCGCCUCCCUGCCCCCUAACGGGGCGGGGGCCAGCCUGCCCCCAAGCCCACUAACCCUCUCGCGAUGGGCCUACCUCAACCACGUCGAGCGCGAAGCCAAAACCCGCGGUGGCGCAGGCGCGAAGCUGAAUUUUGAGGAGUUCUCGCGCCGCAUGGCUGCUGAUCGGGGACGGCGGUUGGCGUUUGUGGCUAGUUGGAUUGAGAUGGCUAGUUUUUGA